AUGCCCCCCGACGAGCAGGACGACUUCGAGGCCGCCCACGUCCACGCCGUCUACGAAUCCAUCGCGCCGCACUUCAGCGCCACGCGCCACUCGCCCUGGCCCCUCGUCUCGCGCUUCCUGCGCGCCCUCCCCCCCGGCGCCGUCGGCCUCGACGUCGGCGCCGGCAACGGCAAGUACGCCCCCGUCAACCCGGCCCUGCACCUCCUCGCGUCCGACCGCUCCCCCGCCCUCGCCCGCCUCGCCCGCGCCCAGCGCCGCGCCGAGGUCCUGCUCGCCGACUCGCUCGCCCUGCCCUACCGCGCCGCCUGCGCCGACUUCGCCAUCUGCAUCGCCGUCGUGCACCACCUGUCCACCCGGCCCAGGAGGCAGCGCGCCCUGGCCGCCCUGCUGCGCGUCCUGCGCCCGCGCGGCAGGGCCCUGGUCUACGUCUGGGCCCUCGAGCAAGGGUCGUCCAGCCGGAGGGGGUGGCACGCCGCCUGCCCGCAGGACGCCCUGGUCCCCUGGGUCGUCCGCGCCAAGGGCGGCCUGCCCGACCAGACCUACCACCGCUACUACCACCUCUACAGGGAGGGCGAGCUGGAGGAGGACGUCGCCGCCGCGGGGGGGGUCGUCUGCGAGAGCGGCUACGAAAGGGACAACUGGUGGGUGAUUUUCACCACGGCCUAG
This is a messenger RNA of Ustilaginoidea virens, 666 nucleotides long. RefSeq lists its product as uncharacterized. The transcript has a single exon. Gene Ontology annotation, molecular function: S-adenosylmethionine-dependent methyltransferase activity; tRNA binding. Lineage: Eukaryota; Fungi; Ascomycota; Sordariomycetes; Hypocreales; Clavicipitaceae. Gene Ontology annotation, cellular component: cytoplasm; nucleus. Bases 1 to 666 code for a protein of 221 amino acids. The record is from RefSeq and is a predicted model, not a curated record. Gene Ontology annotation, biological process: tRNA wobble uridine modification.